Messenger RNA from Durusdinium trenchii, 1284 nucleotides. The record is from the annotation of a GenBank genome assembly. Lineage: Eukaryota; Dinophyceae; Suessiales; Symbiodiniaceae.
AAACAGGUCAUAUUUGUGCUGCCCCCAUGAGUUCCACUCUGGGCUUCAUUGGGAGUUGGAUUCAAUUGCCAAUGGUAUGGCUCAGCCUUGCUCCAGCAGGCAAGUUGGCUAUGGAUGGUUCAAGAACUCAGGCCCUCUUUGUACAAGAUUCACUCAAGCUACUCAUGCUGAGGUUGGAGCGGCGUGGACAUCAGCCAAAGCCGCGGGAGGAGCCGCUUUGCCUUGUUUUUGUUCUGAUUUCGGAUUUCGCUCACUCGCGACACAGAAUCCAAGGUCACCGCUGCAUUUCGGGGCGCAGGAAGUGAUACCAAGGCAGAUACAAACUCCCAGGGAGGCCAAACCCGGUUCGGUUGGAAGGGUCGAAGGGCGCCUUGAACUCCUGUUUGCGGGUUCAACCUCCUUCCUGUGAAGGUCGUUGUGAUCAGUUUGCAGUCUCGCUCUCCCUCACCCAUGAGCCAGACAAGCCACAUGAGCCAUAGGUGGGGAUCAUGUAUUUUUUGCAUAUCCAUUUGUUUGCAUUUUUUGCCCAACCUAAUUACCAAUGGCCAUGGAAGAUUCGGUUCCAAGGAUUUCAAGGACUUCGAAAAUGGCCACGCCAGUGCAGGUGCGGCGGGAGGUGCGCACAGCACCCUCCACCCCCUCACAGACUCAUCGGAGCGUUGUGUCAGGUGGAACAGCACAGCAGCGACGAGUUGAGACACCACGCAGUAGAGUGAUUGGGCCUCGGGAGACGACUCUCACGCAGAGGAAACCCUUAGUGCUUCCUGCCUGGCCAUCGUUAGCUGCUUGGACUACCUACCAGCCAGGCACUGCCACGGCGAUGCAAGUGGAACGGCGAGUGUCCACUGCAACAGCUCCAAUACAUGUGGAGCGGCGAGUGUCCUCAGCAUCAACAAGCUUGGCGUCCGUUGAGCGGCAAGUGUCAACGGCCUCAGCUCCGGUACAAGAGUCAGCUUCCGGGUGCAAAGCCACUUUGCUGAGUCAUGGCCGCAGCCUUUCGUCCUCUGGUAGAUUCAGCUCAACCUUGGCCUGGUCGCCACGGUCAGUGACGUCCAGCUUCCACUUGUCUCCACGAGUGCAGACCUACUUGAAGCCCUGCAGCUCCUCGCUUCAGCGGCCUCCAGUGGUGCGGAUUGACCUGACUGCUUUGGCGCCCCAAGUCUCCUCUUCGCUGCCUAGGAGGGCACUCCAGCUUGUUUCGCCCAGAGAGACCAAAGUUCAACUUGAGACCCUCUCAAAGGAAGAGGAUUCGGACGAGGAGGAGGACAGUGAUGAUGUGAAGGA